AGCUUAAAGCCAGUAUUCAUUUUGGCUGCAUCAUUUAAUACAGUAAUGGUGGUAACAAUGAGCUAUAUGAUAUACAAGAAUUUACGACUGGGGCAAAAAGAGUUCUACAGAAUGUCUAUUCUUUUCUUUAUAUCUUUAGCAUACUUAAUAAGAAUAGCAGAGUUUUUGUACACAAUGCUGGCACUUAACAAGGAUACUUUCAAUAGGUCAAGUUCUGAUGAAGCCCAUAAUAAAUUACUUGUGCUCUUAUACUUCUCUCCACUUGCUAUGCACUGUCUCGGAGGCAUUUUAUACUUAUCCAGAUGGAUCCAUUACUUGUUCAUUUCACAUGGAGCGCUGAAUACAAAUCCUAAUGAUCCUUUGGAGCAGAAGAGAAUGAGAACAAUCCAUCUAAGUCACAGAAUAAUUCUAUUCACAAUAAUAGUGAUUUCGUUGGUAAUGAUAUUAAUCGUUACUUUUUUGAAAGCAGCAUUGACCACUGGAAUCAUUUAUUACAUCGCAUGUUACAUACUAGUAGCAAUUGGAUUACAAAUAAUCAGCAUCCUAUUUCUCAAGAGAUUGAAAAAGACAAUGUUUUUCCUCUAUAAGCAGAAGAAGACAACUAUCAUAUGAUACUCUUAUCUGGUAUCGUUCUGAAUGAUCUUCAGGUCUUUCUCAUGAAUCUUAGACUUAGCUCUUAACUCUGAUGAUUGAUACAAGGAUAAUGAAUGUAAAGAAAAGCCUAUCAAUUAUGUAAACGAUAUAAUUUUGCUUGCAUGCUAUUUUAUGGAAUUAAUCCCAUCUCUAAUGAUCACAGUUGUUUUAAGGAAAACAAAUGUGGAACUUCAGUACAAAAAGAUGAUUGAGGACUACCAACAAAAGUCUUCACAAGCUUUACUUGACCCAGAAGAUAUGAACGAAAGAAAAUAUACUGAUAACUCUGCCAAUAAUAGGUCUAAUAACUCCAGUAAUAUAUCCAGAGUCAUGUCAGAAGAUGACUCUUUUACUCCGAAUAAUUCACAAACUGUGCUGUCAAAAAGCUCUAAUUUAGGAAAGCAUAGCUUCAUGAGCAUGAAUAGAGAAGAUUUUGAUGCCUCAGGCCUAAGUAGAGACAAAAUAUUUGAAGAUUAACCUUUUUGAUCAUUGAG
Moneuplotes crassus is the source of this 1127-nucleotide messenger RNA. The record is from the annotation of a GenBank genome assembly. Lineage: Eukaryota; Ciliophora; Spirotrichea; Euplotida; Euplotidae.